CUCGCCCAGGCGCGCUCGGCCCGAGCGGCGGCGGCGGCGGCGGCCGAGGAAAAAAGAUGGCGGCGGGCUCGGAUCUGCUGGACGAGGUCUUCUUCAACAGCGAGGUGGACGAGAAAGUGGUGAGCGACCUGGUGGGCUCGCUCGAGUCGCAGCUGGCGGCCAGCGCGGCCCACCACCACCACCUCGCGCCGCGCACGCCCGAGGUGCGGGCCGCGGCCGCCGGCGCGCUCGGGAACCAUGUUGUGAGCGGCAGCCCGGCCGGAGCCGCGGGCGCAGGGCCGGCCGCCCCCGCCGAGGGCGCGCCCGGAGCGGCGCCGGAGCCGCCCCCCGCAGGUAGAGCGCGGCCGGGGGGCGGGGGGCCGCGGCGCCCGGGCCCCCCCUCACCGCGCCGCCCCCUUGUCCCCGCAGGGCCCGCGCCGCCCGCCGCGAAGCUGAGGCCGCCGCCCGAGGGCAGCGCGGGGGCCUGCGCCCCGGUGCCCGCCGCCGCCGCCGCCGUCGCCGCGGGGCCCGAGCCCGCCCCCGCCGGCCCCGCCAAGCCCGCCGGCCCCGCCGCGCUGGCCGCCCGCGCCGGCCCCGGCCCCGGGCCCGGCCCCGGCCCCGGCCCCGGCCCUGGCAAGCCCGCCGGCCCCGGCGCCGCGCAAACUUUGAAUGGGAGCGCCGCGCUGCUGAACUCGCACCACGCCGCCGCACCUGCUGUCAGCCUGGUCAACAACGGGCCCGCCGCGCUGCUGCCGCUGCCCAAGCCCGCCGCCCCCGGCACUGUCAUCCAGACGCCCCCCUUCGUGGGCGCCGCCGCGCCCCCCGCGCCCGCCGCGCCCUCGCCCCCCGCCGCCCCCGCGCCCGCCGCCCCCGCCGCCGCCCCGCCCCCGCCACCCCCCGCGCCCGCCACCCUGGCCCGGCCGCCCGGCCACCCCGCCGGACCCCCGACCGCCGCACCCGCCGCGCCGCCCCCCGCCGCCGCCCAGAACGGGGGCAGCGCCGGGGCAGCCCCCGCCCCCGCCCCGGCCGCCGGGGGCCCCGCGGGGGUCAGCGGCCAGCCCGGGCCCGGCGCGGCGGCUGCGGCGCCAGCGCCGGGGGUCAAGGCCGAGUCGCCCAAGACGGUGGUGCAGGCGGCGCCCCCGGCGGCGCAGACCCUGGCGGCCAGCGGCCCGGCCAGCACGGCGGCCAGCAUGGUCAUCGGGCCAACUAUGCAAGGGGCGCUGCCCAGCCCGGCUGCCGUCCCGCCGCCCGCCCCCGGGACCCCCACCGGGCUGCCCAAAGGCGCGGCCGGCGCAGUGACCCAGAGCCUGCCCCGGACGCCCACGGCCACCACCAGCGGGAUCCGGGCCACCCUGACGCCCACCGUGCUGGCCCCCCGCUUGCCGCAGCCGCCUCAGAACCCGACCAACAUCCAGAACUUCCAGCUGCCCCCAGGAAUGGUCCUCGUCCGAAGUGAGAAUGGGCAGUUGUUAAUGAUUCCUCAGCAGGCCUUGGCCCAAAUGCAGGCGCAGGCCCAUGCCCAGCCUCAGACCACCAUGGCGCCUCGCCCUGCCACCCCCACAAGUGCCCCUCCCGUCCAGAUCUCCACCGUACAGGCACCUGGAACACCUAUCAUUGCACGGCAGGUGACCCCAACUACUAUAAUUAAGCAAGUGUCUCAGGCCCAGACAACGGUGCAGCCCAGUGCAACCCUGCAGCGCUCGCCCGGCGUCCAGCCUCAGCUUGUUCUGGGUGGCGCUGCCCAGACGGCUUCACUUGGGACGGCGACGGCUGUUCAGACGGGGACUCCUCAGCGCACGGUUCCAGGGGCGACCACCACUUCCUCAGCUGCCACGGAAACUAUGGAAAACGUGAAGAAAUGUAAAAAUUUCCUAUCUACGUUAAUAAAACUGGCUUCAUCUGGCAAGCAGUCGACAGAGACAGCAGCUAACGUGAAGGAGCUCGUGCAGAAUUUACUGGAUGGAAAAAUAGAAGCAGAAGAUUUCACAAGCAGGUUAUACCGAGAACUUAAUUCUUCACCUCAACCUUACCUUGUGCCUUUCCUGAAGAGGAGCUUACCCGCCUUGAGACAGCUGACCCCCGACUCCGCGGCCUUCAUCCAGCAGAGCCAGCAGCAGCCGCCACCGCCCGCCUCGCAGGCCACCACUGCGCUCACGGCCGUGGUGCUGAGUAGCUCGGUCCAGCGCACGGCCGGGAAGACGGCGGCCACCGUGACCAGUGCCCUCCAGCCCCCUGUGCUCAGCCUCACGCAGCCCACGCAGGUCGGCGUCGGCAAGCAGGGGCAACCCACACCGCUGGUGAUCCAGCAGCCUCCGAAGCCAGGAGCCCUGAUCCGGCCCCCGCAGGUGACGUUGACACAGACACCCAUGGUCGCCCUGCGGCAGCCUCACAACCGGAUCAUGCUCACCACGCCUCAGCAGAUCCAGCUGAACCCACUGCAGCCAGUCCCUGUGGUGAAACCCGCCGUGUUACCUGGAACCAAAGCCCUUUCCGCUGUCUCGGCACAAGCAGCUGCUGCACAGAAAAAUAAACUCAAGGAGCCUGGGGGAGGUUCGUUUCGGGACGAUGAUGACAUUAAUGAUGUUGCAUCGAUGGCUGGAGUAAACUUGUCAGAAGAAAGUGCAAGAAUAUUAGCCACCAACUCUGAAUUGGUGGGCACGCUAACGCGGUCCUGUAAAGAUGAAACCUUCCUGCUCCAAGCGCCUUUGCAGAGAAGAAUAUUAGAAAUCGGUAAAAAACAUGGUAUAACGGAAUUACAUCCAGAUGUAGUAAGUUAUGUAUCACAUGCCACGCAACAAAGGCUACAGAAUCUUGUAGAGAAAAUAUCAGAAACGGCUCAGCAGAAGAACUUUUCUUACAAGGAUGACGACAGAUACGAGCAGGCGAGUGAUGUCCGGGCACAGCUCAAGUUUUUUGAACAGCUCGAUCAAAUCGAAAAGCAGAGGAAGGAUGAGCAGGAGCGGGAGAUCCUGAUGAGGGCAGCAAAGUCUCGGUCAAGACAAGAAGAUCCAGAACAGUUAAGGCUGAAACAGAAGGCAAAGGAGAUGCAGCAACAGGAACUGGCACAAAUGAGACAGCGGGACGCCAACCUCACAGCACUAGCAGCGAUCGGGCCCAGGAAAAAGAGGAAAGUGGACUGUCCGGGACCGGGCUCGGGAGCAGAGGGGUCGGGCCCCGGCUCAGUGGUCCCAGGCAGCUCGGGUGUCGGAACCCCCAGACAGUUCACGCGACAAAGAAUCACGCGGGUCAACCUCAGGGACCUCAUAUUUUGUUUAGAAAAUGAACGUGAGACAAGCCAUUCACUGCUGCUCUACAAAGCAUUCCUUAAGUGACACAGGAGGACGCCUGGGGACUUUUUAUAUAUUUGCAGAUUACGCCUUUUUGUAACAAGCAAAUGGGAUAUUGUUUAAAAAACAGCCACCUCUUUACAAUGGAACAGUUUUAUAUUCCUGUUUCUAAAUCAACUCUUCAGUGUGAAAGAAAAUACGUUUCUGUAACAGAGAGAACACAAAGGCCUGUGGAUACUCUUAAAGGACAGUUAAAUCUUAACUCAUCUUGAUUGAGUGGCCUUCUUGCCAAACAAGCCAUAUAUAAAGACUGAUGGAAUCGUUAGCAAAUAAUUAGCUGCCCUCUGUCAACUCAUAGCAGUUUCUGCAUUAUUUGUGCAUUUUGGUUUAGUUCUACCUAACUUACUAUGUAGGUGUAUGUCUACAGCCGAUGACCUCAUUUCGUUUAUUUUAUUUGUGUAAUAGUCAGUUGGCAAAGCAAACUGAUAUUUUAGACUAUUUAUCUUCCUUCCCCUCCCCUCCCUCCGGCUCUCCUCUCUGCCCCCCUCCCCUCCCUUGCCCUCCCCUCCCCUGCCCUCCCCUCCACUCCGCUGAGAAUCCUGGAGGAAUACACAAUUCAUCGUAGCGUCCCCGCCUCAGAGUGUAAUCGCAUUUCUGCUUGGUAGAGGCCGAGCCCAGCAAAGGUGGCUCCUUCUGAAUGUGUGGUCAGCAUCUGUACAAAUGCAUUUUAUUUGCUAUAGUUUGUAAAGCUGUAAAGUUAAAAGAGAUGAAAACCUUUUCAGCAUAAAUAUAUUUUACUUGCACUGUGUUUUUUAGCUAAAAGUGAAAACCUAGAUUAAAUAAAAUCAAAGUUGAGAAGAAUCAUCAAAAGACUGUUUCUCGGUGUGAAUCAAGUGUUGAAAAAUGGUUGGUGUAUUUUGUCAGUAAUUGUACAUAACUUUUGGCACAUGACAUAGAAAUGGCUAUGUAAACUAUAAUUAUUUUGCUAAGAGACUGUAUGCAAGCCUUGGGCCGACUUUACAGACGUCCAGAGCAAAGCCCCUUCUUUGUACCUAUUUUUUUAUUACAAAUAUACUAAUUGGUUCUUUCUAUUUUCAGAGGUUAUUGUAUGAAAUUGUCUAUUGAUAGUACUUUUAUGACUGUAAAUACUCCGGCUUUCUCCGUGUGAAUUCUCACAUUAGACUUUAAUUCGAGCGCGUGUGAACUGAAUGCUGAUCAGUAUUUUUUAUCAACACCCGAGAACUGUUACACCUUUUAUUUUGUCUUUUAGGAAAUCCCUUUCUUUCCAUUUUUUCAUGUAAAUUUUGCACAGUUACUUGUUCAUAUGUAAAUAUUUUACUUUCAAAAAUGAAGUUUUUAAUUGCUAUUGUUUUAUAUAGGAUUGAAAGAAAAUUAACUCCUUUAUUAAAAACAAAUUUAUCUGUA
Molecule: messenger RNA, 4691 nt
Organism: Symphalangus syndactylus (siamang)
Lineage: Eukaryota; Metazoa; Chordata; Mammalia; Primates; Hylobatidae
Gene: TAF4
Product: TATA-box binding protein associated factor 4
Biological process (GO): DNA-templated transcription; transcription initiation at RNA polymerase II promoter
Cellular component (GO): transcription factor TFIID complex
Molecular function (GO): protein heterodimerization activity; RNA polymerase II general transcription initiation factor activity; DNA binding
Source: RefSeq, a predicted model, not a curated record